AUGGCAGCGCGUCGUGCAGCCAAGGCAGUCCCCACACCAGCUCCUUCCACUCGCGAACCAACUCCAGCUCCACCUCAUGAGCCAACUCCACUUCCACCACACAAGCCAACUCCAGCUCCCCCUGCUUUACCUGCAUGUGCUGAGUCACAUGCACCAAGUGAUCUGACAGAAGCCGAGGAUGAUGAGGAUUCCGAGCGUGUCCCAAUCAAACGCAAGGGCAAGAAGUUCACAGAGUUGGUUGAACCACGUCGGCGAUCCCUUGAUUCUCUCUCUUCUCAGUUUCCUUCGGAUGACCACCGUGACAGGGUUUCAUAUCCUGAUCCUGGAGAUGGAAUGGAUUUUGACAUUGGGGGAGACCACUUCGACACAGUGGGAGAGGAAUCAUCAAGUGCAGAGGAAUGGUACAAGGGCGCAGGGACUUGUUACUCUCGGGACGGCACAACCUUCUUGGACCUAUUCGACGCUGAUGAGUAUGCGGACUGCAGGAAAGAUAAUCUUUUUUAUCCUUUUGCAUCGAGGAAUGAGUGGGAAGUUGCCGAUUUUCUUCUUCGGUCCUCCCUCAGUAUGGCGGCAAUCGAUGAAUUUUUGGCACUCUCGAUGAUUCACGAACUAAAACUAUCUUUCAACAACGCUAAAGAAUUACGAAGCCGUGCCGAGAUGCUCCCCAAGGGACCGAGCUGGAAAUGUCAACCCAUUACCUCGCCCCAUAGCACGAAACACCCAAUCCGACUAUUCUGGAGGGAUCCUGUUGAAUGCUUAGAGAGUCUGUUCAGCAACCCCCUCUUCCAUGACAAGCUCGACUUUGUCCCUCGUCGCGUGUACACUACUGCAGCGUGGGUUCUGCGCAUAUAUUCAGAGUGGCUGACGGGUGAUUUUGCUUGGGAUAUCCAGAACCAACUACCUAGAGGCACUACAAUCCUUGGGACUGUACUAUCUUCCGACAAAACAAACAUCACCACUAUGACUGGUGCCAGGGUCGCUCAUCCACUUCUUCUAGGCCUUGCAAAUAUCCGCAUGCGCACUCGCACCAAACUCUCGUCUAGGGCAUUCCUACUUACAGCUCUCCUCCCUAUCCCACAGUAUUUGCACCCCAAUCAACGGAUGCGGGGCGUGCUCGAAGAUCGCCUCAUACAUGAGUGUCUUGUCAUUGUCUUGAAACCAUUGAUGAUAGCAGCCGAGAUUGGGAUCAUAAUGUCAGAUCCGGUGGGCAACGUUCGUCAUUGUUAUACGCCUCUUGCAGCCUACAUUGUUGACACCCCCGAGGCAUGUAUGCUUGCGUGCAUGCGUGGCGAAACUUCCCCGUUCACCAUGGCGUCAUAUCUUGAGUUUGGGGAUGAUUUUCGUCAUCCCGAACGCACGCACUCCGUCACACUUGAACAGCUUGCGAACAUCAAGGCCGACCCCAAUAACCUCGAAGCUUUUUUUGAAGUGUGCGCUGAAUACCAGCUAAACGGUGUUCACGCACCUUUCUGGAUGUACUGGCCAUAUGCUGAUCCCUCGGUCUUUCUGACGCCGGAAUCUCUGCACCACUGGCAUAAGGAAUUUUGGGAUCACGACCUUCACUGGUGUCUUGUAGCUGUUGGAGCACUGGAACUUGAUUUUAGAUUCUCGAUUUUGCAGCCAAUCACAGGCUACCGCCACUUCUCUUGUGGAAUCUCAAAGCUCAAGCAAGUCACAGGGAGAGUUCACCGUGAUGUUCAGCGCUACAUCGUUGGUUUGAUCGCUGGUACAGCCCCUUGUCGUUUUGUAACCGCGAUCCGUGCCCUUAUGGAUGUCCGAUACAUGGCGCAAUCCCCUUCCCCCGAUGAUAACCUAUUGACAUCUAUCAACCAAUUGCUCUUGAUAUUUCAUCAAAACAAAGAUGUCAUCAUGUCAUUGGGCGCACAGAUGGGUACUAAGAAACCAAUCGACAAUUGGUUCAUACCUAAGUUGGAGCUAAUGCAGAGCAUUACUGCUAGUACGCGUAAAGUCGGUGCUCUCAUCCAAUGGACCCCGCGCGACAUACCAACAAUAACGAUUAGGAUCCGCAAAUCUGUCAGUCAUGUCGUUGAUCCUGGUACCGAAGCCGAGGAUGAGGGGGGUGAGGAAGAGGGUACUGUGUGUGAUGAAGAAGAACCAACUGAUCCACGAACUGCGCUCCUAGAGGAGCUCAAUUGUACACGUGUUACUACUAACUAUUUCAACAAGGCCAAGGAUAUAAUUACUCUGUCGCGUCAAGCUAGCACUUACACGGGCCCGCCUCGAACAUUUACCACCAGUAAUGUUGCCAUUCACCUGAACUACAAUCCAACCCGCACCGGGAUGAAACUUGAUGACGUCUCUGACAAUUUCAACAUACCGGACCUCCGCCACGCUCUUUCGGCCUUCUUGCAAUGUGAUAUGAGGAACGGAAACAUGAUCCAUGGAGUUGCGGUUCCAAGAAGAUCACUUAUUGACCGUCCUCCAAUGCUUCCCUUUGAUCGAGUCCAAGUAUGGCACACUGUUCACUUACAACAGGUUUCAUACCAUGAUUCGAGUGUUGCCUUACCAGCCCAAACCUUGCACGCCUCUCCUUCAUCCCCCGAGUGGUUGAAAGGCCGAAGGGAUGCUGUCCUUGUGAAUAUUGAUGGACAGUAUGAAUGGCCCCAGUCUGGGUUAAAAGGACACACCGUCUGUGAAUUGCAGCUCAUCAUGCGCCCGAUGCCUCGAUGA
Suillus discolor is the source of this 2691-nucleotide messenger RNA. RefSeq lists its product as uncharacterized. Bases 1 to 2691 code for a protein of 896 amino acids. The transcript is spliced from 7 exons. The record is from RefSeq and is a predicted model, not a curated record. NCBI's taxonomy places the organism in Eukaryota, Fungi, Basidiomycota, Agaricomycetes, Boletales, Suillaceae.